AUGGCGUUAAACAAAGUACAACUAAUAAAAUUAUAUUCCAAUCGAUUAGUGAAAUCAUUGGUUCCUGUGGAAUUCGGUGAGGCAUUCAUCCAGAGUGUAAUCAAUGACUUGCAAACUACUUUACUAAAUACUCCUUCGGAAGAGCAGAAUUUAUCAAUAAUUAUAAACAAACUUAAGAUGCAAUUUUUAAGUAACAAUUUAAAAAAUGAAUGGGUCGAAUUUCAGAACAUUGUUAAUUCAUUAAGCAAAUUCAAAUCGUUGGAUCAGAUUUGUAAUUAUCUUGUAUUUCUCGAUGCUUUAAGAGAUGAGAAACCAGAAGAUAUAUUAUCAACAUCAUCGGCAAGCUUGUCUCCUGGUAAGCAAACUGUGACGAUAAAUACAGCAAACACAGCAUUGACUUUAUCACAACUAAUCGAACCGUAUUAUGAUACUUUAUCGGAACAAACCAUUUUAACUUACUUACCGUACACUAUGUUGGGUCUGGAUUCCAAAAUAUUUACGUUCAGCGAUAAUUAUACACGAUUGGAGAUACCGAGGGAUAUAAACAACAGUUUCAGCUCAUUAUUACGCGAAGUUUUUGAAUUUGCAAUACUAUAUAAACAAUUGGCAAUUGUCGUUGAUAAGUAUAAAGGAACUUUAGUGCUGGCCAUAAAAACCGCAUAUAUAGCAAUACUAGAAGCCCAAUUGAACAAAUAUGUGAAUGAUAUUAACAAUAUAUUUAGUAAUAAACCCAAUUCCAUAUUAGUUGUUUACAAUUCUGCUUUCCCCUGGAUAUCUAUACUACGGUUUUUAUACCGUGUUUCCAACAGACUAAACAGAUUGGAUGGCUAUGAAUUUUUAACAUUUAUUUAUAGUUUUACCAACCAUGGAGAUCCCAAAAUACGAGACAUUGCUGUGACUGCAUUUACUGAGGUUGUCAAACCUUAUUAUAAUAUAGUGGAACAUUGGAUAGUGAAAGGGGAGUUGAUUGAUAAUAAUAACGAGUUUUUCAUUGUUUUUGAUCAAGAGCAGAAUGAAUUUAAUAGUAUAAUAAAGUUAUUACCCAAAAAAAUACCAGCCUUUAUCGAAUCGAGUGAUAGAAUAUUUCAAAUUGGGAAAACAUUGAUUUUUUUAAAUAAAUAUUGCCGUGAAUUAAAGUGGGUAAAUCAGUACAACGUGAAAUACUCUGCUAUAUUGUUUAAUAACCAUCAAGGCUUGUCAUCCAUGACUACAAAUGAAAUGAUCAAAUUGAUUGAUCUGCAAUAUAAUGAGAUUUUAACGUUUCUCACCCAAAUUAUUCAAGGAAACAAUAAAUUGUUUACUCACAUUUAUAAUUUCAAGAGAUUCUAUUUUAUGGAGACCAAUGAUUUCAUUGAUGCAAUUAUGGUGAAAGGUAAAGACGUUUUCAAUGAAUCAUCAGUAAAUAUUUCAUCAACCUAUCUUAGAAAAGUGUUACAAGAGGCCAUACAAAUCUCGUCAGUGAAAAAUUUUGAAUAUGUUGACAGACUUGAUUCAAGAGUUUUGAAUCCUCAACAUGGGAAUUUGGGUUGGGAAUCGUUCACCAUUGAAUAUAAAAUUGAUGAUCUUCCCAUGAGUUAUUUAUUUGAAGGUCAUCAACAUUUGCAGUAUUUAAAAAUGUUUCAUUUUCUAUGGAAAUUAAGACAAUUAAAUAAUUUAUUAAAUUGGCAUUUUGAAAUGUUUAAUGAGUUGAAUCAUAAUGUGGUGAUGAAGUUGACGACCAGAAAUAGAAGACCUUUGUUGAAAUCAUUGAGCAUAAUAACCAGUAUAAGGUUCCAUUUCACCCAAUUCCUUAAUGAAUUAAUAGCUUAUUUGUCUUACGAUGUUAUUGAAGAAAAUUUUCAACAGCACAUUGUAAGGAAAUUAUUCUACAAUAAGAAUGAUCAAGAUUUGCUAUUGAACAAACUGUUUAUGAAUUUACUGGAAAAUCAGCUAACCAAUAAUCUUCCAAAAUUCAAUGUCAAUCUAUUAACUAUUGAUGAAUUAGUGGAACUCCAUGGUACAUAUAUUGAUAGCAUUAUCAAUAGCAGCUUAUUAAAUGAAAAAGUGAAAGGUAAUGAGACAAAUGUAAGUUAUAUUGAUCAAAUAUUUGAUAUUUUGCAGACUAUUUUUAAUUUCAUAAAUACGAGUCAGGAAUUUUAUUCCUUGGUGGUUAAUUUUGGAUUAUUAGUUAAACUGGACAAUAAUACAAGCAAUAUAGAGUUAGAACAGGAUCAAGAAGAUUUGGAGUUUCAAUUGCAUAAAAUAAAACGGAAAAUUUACAAAGAUAUUUAUCAACACGACUACAAACGGCAAUUAAAUGAUUUGAAAAAUGACUUGAAUCGAGAUUAUAAUUUAAAAGAUCUAAGUAAGUUGUUAUGA
Molecule: messenger RNA, 2358 nt
Organism: Candida dubliniensis CD36
Lineage: Eukaryota; Fungi; Ascomycota; Pichiomycetes; Serinales; Debaryomycetaceae
Gene: SPC98
Product: Spc98p
Exons: 1
Coding region: 1-2358 (785 amino acids)
Biological process (GO): mitotic cell cycle; meiotic cell cycle; microtubule nucleation
Cellular component (GO): centrosome; spindle pole; gamma-tubulin complex
Molecular function (GO): microtubule minus-end binding; gamma-tubulin binding
Source: RefSeq, a predicted model, not a curated record